Molecule: messenger RNA, 923 nt
Organism: Talpa occidentalis (Iberian mole)
Lineage: Eukaryota; Metazoa; Chordata; Mammalia; Eulipotyphla; Talpidae
Gene: SPATA25
Product: spermatogenesis associated 25
Exons: 2
Coding region: 217-903 (228 amino acids)
Biological process (GO): spermatogenesis
Source: RefSeq, a predicted model, not a curated record
AAAGGCAAGAACUUAGAACCCCAGUUUCCAGCCCAGUGCUCUUUGUCCUACCCCAUCCCAUUGUCAUAUGCAGGUUCUAGAAUGAACGGGACAAUGCUGUCAAGUAGAUUCCAGGUGUAAAAAGAAGGGACUGUGAGGCAAUGUUCUAGAAGAGUGGAGCCCACAGGGCAGGAGGCAGAAGACUAUUCCCUCACAAACAGGGGCUUGGGUGCAGCCAUGUCCUAUUUCAUGGCUCCACAAACUCAUCUAGCCCUUCUGCCUUCCCACCAAGGUGGGGCUGCUUCUCCAGGCUCGUCCCUUGGGCUCUAUAGUCCUGUAGAGCCAGUGGUGGUGGCCUCUGGUGGACUAGGCCCACUGAGCCAGAAAGCUGAGCAGGUGGCAUCUGCUAACCAGGCCUGGGGCCCCGCCUUGGCAGUGCCGGAAGCCAGGGGCCGCCCUGGGGGGGCUAGCUGGGAGACACUGCGGCAGAAGGAGUACGGCCGAUACUGCCACAAAUUCCCCAACGCGAGGCAGCCGGAGAGCCUGGGCUGGGAGGAUGGCUGCUCCAGAAACAGAACUCCCCACCUGGGUGGCCCCAGCAGGCCUGGGCCCCUGCUGCUGUGUGGGCUGUCACCAGGGGUCCUGCCGAUGCCCUCUGAGGCAGGGGGGAAGGAGGCCAGCUCCCAACCUGACAUCUGCAUCCUAACCCUGGCCAUGAUGAUCGCUGGCAUCCCCACCGUGCCCGUCCCAGGCCUGCGGGAAGAGGACCUGAUCCGGGCAGCUCAAGCUUUCAUGAUGGCCCAUCCGGAGCCAGAGGGGGCUGUGGAAGGGGCACAGUGGGAGCAGGCGCAUGCACACACAGCCUCUGGGCAGAUGCCCCUAGCAAGGUCCAGGAGGGGCGAGCCUCCUGGCUCCUGCUUGUAGCUGGAUGAAAUAGCACCAGA